This is a messenger RNA of Bursaphelenchus okinawaensis, 3273 nucleotides long. NCBI's taxonomy places the organism in Eukaryota, Metazoa, Nematoda, Chromadorea, Rhabditida, Aphelenchoididae. The record is from the annotation of a GenBank genome assembly.
AUGCCAAAUGGGAAGGACAAGAAGCAGAACUUCCUCAGGCGCAAUUCAUCUGUCAGUAUAUCUGAUGCCAGGAUCGCCGGACUGUACGACUUGGAGCACACCAUUGGCAAGGGUCAUUUUGCGGUUGUGAAAUUGGCUAGACAUGUGUUUACUGGUGAGAAAGUAAGUUGUAUUGUUUUUUUAAUGUCUGUUAUAUUGUUUUAGGUCGCCGUUAAGGUUAUUGACAAAACAAAACUGGACCCUGAGUCGGCAGCUGAUCUCAUGCAGGAAGUAAGUGCAUUCGAAGUUGUUUUGAUGUCAAUUUAGGUGCGAUGUAUGAAAUUGGUGCAACAUCCGAAUAUCGUGAGGUUAUACGAAGUUAUUGACACCAAGACCAAGUUGUUUUUGAUUUUGGAGUUGGGAGACUAUGACAUGUACGACUAUAUCAUGAAGACAUCGGAGAAAGGGAUUAAAGAAAGUGAUGCUCAACAGUAUUUUAGUCAGAUAACCAAGGCUAUCGAUUAUUGUCACGCUUUGCAUGUUGUUCAUCGUGAUUUAAAGGUAAUUUUAAUUUCUUAUUUUUAUUAUAGGAGUGUCUAUUUUAAUAUUGAUUAAUUAAAUUUAUAUUUAGCCUGAAAACGUUGUGUUUUUUGAAAAGGUGGGUAUGGUUAAAUUGACAGACUUCGGUUUCUCCAACUUGUAUACGCCUGGCCAGAUGUUAACCACAUCUUGUGGUAGUUUGGCUUACUCAGCGCCAGAAAUCUUAUUGGGUGAUUCUUAUGAAGCUCCAGCUAUUGGUGAGUGCAAUGCAUUAAAAUUAAAGUUUUUAGAUGUUUGGUCUCUGGGUGUUAUAUUGUACAUGCUGGUUUGUGGAAGGUUACCGUUUCAAGAAGCGAAUGAUUCGGAAACCUUGACAAGGAUACUCGAUUGUAGGUACACUAUUCCUGACCAUGUUUCACCAAAUUGCAAAGAGUAAGGUUUUUAAAUUAAUUUGAUUUAUACCUAAAAUAAUGUUGGUUUCUUGAAUUUUGAGUUCAAUUUUUUAACUCUAUAUUAUUAUUUUAGUUUGAUCCAGAAGAUGUUAGUACGUGAUCCCACGAAACGUGCUUCUCUUCCCGACAUUCUGAAUUCCCCUUGGGUUGUAGCUGGGGAUCGUGGUCACGCUGAAGCUCUACCACUCGUGUUCCGUGACCAUCUUCCGGAUGUAGCUCACUCGACCAUAAUUGAGCAGAUGGUGGCCGGAGGCAUUGGCACGGAAGAGAAUAUAUUAAAGUAUGUUUUCGUUUUAAUUUAUUGUACCUAAAUUUAGUUCGAUCGAGAGAGGAGAGUACAGUUACCUAACAGCUACCUAUUACUUGCUGGCCGAACGAAUACUCUCUGGUUACCGUGAAGAACAAGCCCAGAAACUGAGGAAGAUAUCUUCCAGUACUAACGAGGAUGUGGAGUACAAUUCAGGACCUGUUACCGCGAAUAAUGCUGCCAGAAGUCGUAGUAAUUCGUUCCGUGGGCUAAACAAUCGCCGAGCGUGCACGAUACUCAAAGAAGAAAGCGAAGAGGAACUGUCUUCGUACUUAAGGUCUUCUUCGAGACAAUCGUCAAGGUAUGUUGUUGUAUCUAUUUUUCUAUGCUUUGAUGGACUGUGCUUACGUUGUAUGGUGUUUUGGUACUUUUGCUUUGUUAGGUACUUCAAUCUGAAGAAGGAGGGGUCGUUGAGGCGAAGUUUUCCAAGCCGAGCGUCCAGCGCAGAGUCUUCCAGAACCAACAACCCAACCAUUUCGGAAGACCUCGCGGUUUCGUAUCGAGAAGAUGAAAAAGUGCCAUUAAACGACAGUCAUCUGUUACCCAAAGACCACACCUUCGAAGAGCUGAGUCCCAUCAGAGAAAUGAUGGAGAACCAGGCCUCCACGAACGGCUUGUCGUGUAGCGGUGUUGUUGGUGGUCGUCAACCAAGCACUGAUCCUUCCUUUAAUAGAACUCCUUCUGCUCCUAUCCCUAUUAGCUCUCUCGCUCAACGAACCAAACGACAGCACAAACACGUACUGUCACGAAGGUAUUUCUUCAGCUCUGUCCGUGCUUUCUCUGUGAGACCUCUGUGCCCAAUUAUGCUUUCAUUUUCAGGAACUCUUCUCCUUCCGUGUCCAUGUUUGCUAAAUGCAGUAUAUACAGUUCGAGGGACAGAAUCAGUCCUCAUGCUAUCCAAGAACUACUCGAGCUUUCACGGUAUUCUAGUAUGAAGAGAGCCGCUUCGCCUGAUCGAUUGGAUUCCCCAAUUAGCCGAAGCUCGAGUCCAUCAUCCAGCGGAAGGACGUCGCCGGCUGUCAGUGUUUCUGGUAUCACUGCCAGACUUAAGGCGUCGACUUUGGCGUCAUCUACUGGAAUGCGAAAGCUGAGCUCAUCUCCACAUUUGCUAGGCAUUUGUGAGGUAUGUUUGAUCACUUAUCUUAAUAUUUUAUCUCUGUUUGGAAGGUAUUAUCAUAUUGUCACAUUGUACCAUAUUAAUUAUAUGAUUUUAGGAGAUCGAGGAUUCAGAAGAGCCUGCGUCAUCUUUUAAAACCGAAGCGGCGCCUGUCUUCUCUGUUGACGGUAGCCUUGGUAAGUCCGGUAGGGACGCUCGUUCGGCUUCUACAGGGUAUUCUGGUCACAGAUGGCAGAUAGACCCUCAUCUGAAGAACCAUUCUUUUGGAGAACUGAACAAGAAGUCAUCGAGCUACGCAUCGUUACGAGCGAUCCGGACAAAGCAACUGCAGUCGCCAGAUGUCAGCCGUUUGGAAAAUCAUUACCGUAUACCUGGACGGUCCAGGAGAUCAACCAGGUGAGUUCUGUCACAUCUGGAUUUCUUAAUUAUAUUAGUGUUUCAGUUGCUCUUCCAGUGACACAUCUGAUGACGACUGCAACGAGCGACGACUGAACUUAAUCGCCAUGAAGUAUUGUAAACGGAAUUCAGAUGAGACCAAUUCCGACGACGAUCCUCCGGCUUCUGGCUCCGAUUGGAGGCCACAGCUCACGCAUUCCAAGUCAGAGGGUCGUCAGUCCAGUGACACCACCAAGGCCAACGACGCUCAAGGGACUUCUUACAUGGUCGCAGAUGAUAUGUGUCAGAAACGGGUCAAUCUACAUCCCAUCUUGGAACAUCCCACAAAUAAUGAUAGCUACACGGAAGAGCGUUCGGCCGAUCGGUUCUCCGAAGACGGCUCUUCCGAGGACAACUUUUGUCGCCACCUGAGAAGAUCGUGCUCGUUGGAAGGCAGGUCCAAGAAGCGCAUCGAAUGUCCUGACGAAGCUCCAUUGUAUUAA